This is a messenger RNA of Hyposmocoma kahamanoa, 756 nucleotides long. RefSeq names its product histidine-rich glycoprotein-like. NCBI's taxonomy places the organism in Eukaryota, Metazoa, Arthropoda, Insecta, Lepidoptera, Cosmopterigidae. The record is from RefSeq and is a predicted model, not a curated record. The transcript has a single exon. Bases 11 to 685 code for a protein of 224 amino acids.
CCAGUCAACCAUGAAAAGUAAUUUAUUACUUUUGUUUGGUUUGCUCAUUGUAGCCGUUACAGCCCACAAAUGGAGCAAGGGCGGUGGCCAUCACGGCCACGCAGACCACCACCACGGUCACAAAGGUCAUGACCAUAAGGGGCAUCACGGACAUCAUGAGCACCACCAUGGACAUAAAGGACAUCAUGAUAGCGGAGGACAUAAAGGCCAUCACGGACAUGAAGGCGGUCACAAAAAACAUCAUCACCAUGACGAUGGGUACCAUCACCACCAUCAUAAGGGAGAAAAGGGCAGUCACGGCCAUGGACACGACGAGCACGGUCACUGGCAUAAAGGACACGAUACAAAAGGACAUCAUGGAGUCGAAAAACAUGACGAAUUUAAGAAGGAUAAACAUUUCCAUAGUCACCAUGGGGACAAAGGUUACCAAGAACAUCACGGCGGUUACCAUCAUGAAGGUGGUCACAAAAAGGGUGGUCAUCACAGUUCUGGACAUAAGCAUCACGGGCAUCAUGAUCACCACCAUGGCAAAGGCGGUCAUCAUCAUGAAGGCGGCCACCAUCAUGACCAUAAGGGACAUCAUGGUCAUGGUGGCCAUGACGAGCAUCAUCAUGGUCAUCAUGAUCAUGGUAGCAAGGGUGGUCAUGAACAUCAUAAGCACUGGGGACACAAAUCUGGUCACUAAACAGAUUUCAUUAUUUUGUUGAACAGUUGUUGUUGUUUGUUAUUGUUUAAAUAAAACUAUUAUUGCCCGGG